Molecule: messenger RNA, 351 nt
Organism: Gongylonema pulchrum
Lineage: Eukaryota; Metazoa; Nematoda; Chromadorea; Rhabditida; Gongylonematidae
Source: the annotation of a GenBank genome assembly
AUGCGAACGCCUGCUGUGCUUGUGACAUUUAUGAUUUUCGAUUAUAUCAUGCAGGAAUUCUUCCAGCUGCUUGGCUUGGAUACCAUUGCUGGCUUAUUUUCUGUAGCGCUUUGCAUUGCUGUGAGUGCUCUCGGAACUUGGGCCUAUUCAAGGUAUAGUGGUAAUUUGAGAGAAAUUGGUGUAAUGGUUGAUGAUGUUGUUACCUGGGCAUGGCAUACUUUCUUAUCUUCAUUGACGCAGGAAGGAAUGUCCCGAGCGGUCGCUAUUGGGCAUCGUUUAACGCAGAAUGGCACGGGAUUGCAUGCACGAGCAAACACGAGCAGUCAAAUGGCUUCCAAGAAAAAUGCAUGA